AUUUCUUUGUGCGCCGAUUUUUGUCUCUAGAGACUCAUACUAACCAACAGAUACCUUCAGCACGCGUCCUAUACCCGAUAUACCCAUAUUCUGCGAGCCUGACGCGCCCACUAUGACCACGGCGAUUUGUCAACAAUAGAUUCGACUGUUUGUUGCUCCCCCACCGCAGCACGACGCGCUGAAUCCACGCCCGAGACGAAUGGAAUCGGCAGGACCUGAUAUCAUAUAUACGACAAACGGCUAGGAAAUAAAAACGAUAACAAGAAAAUGGCUCGCGCGGCAGUCAUCCCCCAAUCACCCCCUAAACGGGGUCGUCCCGCGUCCACCAGCACAGCGAGAGGUCGUACCUCUGUUGCAACAGCGACCACGGCAGCAGCUAGAGCGAAAGUGAGACCUGCGCCCGCGAAACCUGCGACCAAGAAGACUGCGCGUGCUGAUACGGAUGACGACGACGAUGAAAUCGCGGCUGAUAAGGAAAAGAAAACUACUGCUGGAGGGAGGGCGAAGACUGCGACAACAUCAUCGACAAUGACAACGUCCACAGGCCGUGGACGGAAACCGGCUGUUAGAACUGUAAAACCGCAAGAAGAGAGCGAUGACGAUGAUGAACUUGCGCAGAUGGAUUUUCCGAAGAAGCGCGUUGGUCGGCCGAAAAAGGAGAUUACUACUACUGCAAAACCAGCAGAGCCGGCGGCUAGGCCGAGAGGGCGGCCGAAGGGUACUUCGAAUGCUAAGACGACGACGACGGCACGGGCGCGCAGGACGGAAGACGAAUUGAAGCCUAGGGAUAUUGCGAUCACAUCUGCGGCUUUGAGGUCGAAUAUUCUAAAGGGACCCGCGAAGAAGAAAACGGUUACGUUCCAAGACGUGACUGAUUCAGAGGAGGAAGAGGAAGAGGCUGCUCCGGCUCCUAGACGGCGAAGGGCAACCCCUGCUAAGCGCGGUAUGAGUGCUAAGCCUGCUCGCAAACCUGCUGCUACCGGCACGGCGACUGGUCGGGUUCGCAAACCCGCUGCGAAGGCAACCACGAAGCCGAAGCCUCUUUCGCCGAAGAAGGCGAAUCAAGUCGCCAAGUCGAUUUCAUCGUAUGUUAGCUCGGAUGGCGAGGAUGAUGAGCUUGCUGGCGGAAAGGACCAGAUUAAAUUACAGGUCGACUCGCCCACGAAACACGGAUCAGAAAAGACCGGACUUAGCUCCCCGGUCAAGCGCAUUAACCUUACUCCUCGUCAUAAGUCUGUUGAUGAGAAUGGGAAGCCUGUUCGCCGGUCUAUCGAUUUCAACGAUGUUAUCAGCAUGUCCAGUCCUACUCGGGAACCCUCCCCUUCACCUUUCCAUUAUACAUUGCGAGAAACGCCCAGGAGAGUUGGUCUCGCCGUCCCAGAGGAACACACCGGGCCAAUUUCUCAGCCCGACUUUGGCCGCUCCCAGAACUCCCCGCUCAAGGCAUCUCCCAAGAAAGGCCUCCUAGAAACACCUAGAGGAGGCAGCGGCUUCGCCUUUAACAACGACAUGAAAACAUCCUUCCAACCAAACUUCACUCCCGGCCAAAACUCCCCCCUCAAAGCCUCUCCUAAGAAGGGUCACUUCAAUGAAACUCCCAAAACCAGCAGCAUGGCCCCUUGGGAUGGCACCAAGCCACUAUCUCAGCCAAACUUCACACCUGGACAGAACUCGCCGCUCAAGGCCUCUGCGAGGAAGGGGAAGCUGGCUGCUUCGUUUUCGGAGAGCGUGAUGAAGGCAUCAUCGACGCCGUCAUUCAAUGCAAGGAUUUCGCUGCUACAGAGUCCCGCGAAGAGAGUUGCUUCUCCAUUUAAGGGGUUUACGCCGAAGAGGUCUUCGCUGUUUGCGCCGAGGGAGGUUGAGAGUACUACGCCCUGUGAAGAGGUUGAGCACGAAGGCCACAAUGUGCAGGCGGCCGCGCCGCAGAUGGAGGAGCCUCUUAGGCUUGGAGAAUUGAAUGAGGGUGUGCAUAAGAACCAAGAGCAGGAUGAGUCUGCGGAUGAGUCUGCGGAUGAGUCGGGUGAUGAAUAUGAUCAUGAUGUAAAUGAUCAUGACUCUCAGGCUACCAUCGAGGAAGACAUGGAUGAUGGUCAAGAGUCCGGACAUGAGGAGCAGCCUGGUGAUGAACUGGCACAGGAGGCCGGUGAUUACGCUCAUGACCACCCUGAGCCUCAGUUGCACUUCGCGAUUGAUGAUGAAAUGGACGAAGACCAGGACCAGGACAACGAAGGACCUUCUCAUGAGCCGGAGCGUGAAACUGAUGAAUACGUCCACGAACCCGAGAUUCAACCGCCCGUCGAAGCCGAUGAGGAAAUGGAUGAAGGCCCUGAGUUUGAUGCUGAGCCCGAGACUCGUGAUGACGAAGACGAUGCUGCAGACUAUGCCCAGGAAGACGCUAAGGCCCCGACCUACGAGGACCUCGAGCGUGAGGUUGCCGACGAACCCUCGCUGGACCUUGGUGAAGAACUCGCGGAGACUUUCACUGAGAAGUACACUGAGGAUGACUACGAAUAUCCUGCUGCUCAAUCUGAGAAGCAUGACUACGACAAUGCCACUGAAGUCAUGAAGCACCGCCAGGAAGAGCAGAACGACGACGCAGAUGAAGCUGACCAACUUGCUGAAUCUGUGCUGCUAGAUUUUCAGAAUCUCACCGAGCAACCUGAAGAACCCGAAAAGCAAGACGAUGGUUUUGUCAAUGGUAGAAUCGCUGCGCUGGAGACAGAGGUUGAGGCUGAGAUGCGCGAUGCUGAUUUUGGCCCGGUAUCGGACCGGGAAGAGGGCACCGAGCAAGCAAUUGAUAACGACGAAGCUCAGAUGCGUGAGGCGGAUUUUGGCCCGGUGUCAGACCAAGAAGAGGGCAGUGAGCAAGAAAUUGAUGACGACGAAGCUCAGAUGCGCGAGGCGGACUUUGGUCCAGUGUCGGAUCGGGAAGAGGGCAGUGAGGAAGAGAGUGACGAUGACAAGCCAGAGGUGCCUGUUCAGCAGCAUGUCCACGAAGAAUCGGAAGAGGACCAGGACCAAGAAAUUGACGACGAGCCAGAGGCUCCGGCCAAGCAGGAUGUUCCCGGAGAACCAGAACUGCCCGCUCAGUACCAUGUCCCCGAAGAACCGGAAGAGCCCGUUGCCGAGAAACAUCAGGCUAUUGAAUCAGAACCCGGAGACCUCAAUACUGAAGAUGACAUGGAAAGCAACGACGAUUUCGAAGCAGACGAUGAUAUCCAGGAAGUUCCCGUCCACGAAGAAGAAGACGAAGAGAGCGAAGAGGAAAUCGAUGAUGAGGAGGAUUGGGACGUCGACGGGACUACUCUGGUUGUUUUUGAUGAGGAGCAGAUGUACAUGGAGGGUGCGAGGCCUUCGCCUCGUCGUAUGUCGCCUCGCAGGUUUUCUCCCCAGCGGUUUUCUCCUCAACGGCCUUCACCCCGCCGUGUUUCACCCCGCCGUGCCUCUCCUCGUCGUGCCUCGCUUCGUGCUCCGCCUCGCCGUCUCUCGCGCCAAAGCAUUCAAGUCGAGCGUGAACCCAGUCAUGAGCCCAGUUCUGAGCAUGUCGAAGCUCCUUCUCCGACUCCUGCUCCAGUUGUCGACAAUCAGUACCGUGAUGACGCGGAUGAAAUGGACACCGACGAAGACCCAUCCAACGUUCAGGAGACUGCACACAAUGAAACUAACGUUCCCACCUUAAACCCCCGUUUUAGCAUCCACCGCUCAAUCUUUGACAACGCCCCGCGCUUCACACCACUAGCCAACCAAUUCAGCCAGUGGCAGGCCAAGGCUCCCCAAGAGCAAGAGCAAGAAGCAAGUGGAUCUAGUCGCCCACGACGGGGUAUUUUCUCUAUUGGUGGUGCUCCUAGAAGACCUUCUUCGGGAAGGCUUUCUGUGGGUUCUGAUGUUUCGUAUCCUGACCUUGGACGGCUGCUUGGAUCGAGGAAGUCAACAAUGGGGAUUGUUACUUCUCAGGAGGAGGAAGAGGAUAUGGAACCUGCUGUUGAGGAUGAGGGAGAGGAAAAAGAGGGGGAGGAAGAGGAAGAGGAAGAGGAAGAGGAAGAGGAAGAGGAAGAGGCUGAAUCAGAACUGGAACCGGUUCACGAAGCAGAGCAGGAGCCAAAACCUGAGCUGGUGCAGAAACCCGAACAAGUUCCCGAGGCAGAACCAGAGACUCUUGGAGAUGAUGCUGCCAAAGACGAUGAACCACAACACCCUGUGACUGAGAUCUACACUGACCCAGAGCCUGAGGCGGAGGCGAUCGACGAACGCGGAGAAGAUCUACCUUCCCAGCAUGCCAGCAGUCCCGCACCCGCACCCGCACUCGCACCCGUCCACAACCAGUGGGACGAUGAUAAGGAGAACGAGAACGAAGACCUUCCUGCACCUGGACCAGUGACGCCUAUGAAACAUAUCAAAGAAAAGAUCAGCCCCAUGCACACCGUUCACACGGUAUCCAAGGUACCCCUCAAGCCCGAGGGCCAUAUCUCGCCGCUGAAGAUGCCCCUAUCUCUUAAACGGCGUCGCUCAUCAUCGAACGCAUCGCCAACUCGUGCCUCGCCACGGCUGCGCAAAUCGUCUCUUUUUGCUCCUGCUCUUGCUGCCCAGGAGGAGAGAGUGCCUGAGUUUUCGCCAAGGAAGGCGCCUAGGCUUGGGGAACAUGAUAGUCCUGCACGGCGAGCAAGUGAGCGCAGAGUGCGAAGUGUGGAGAGAAGACAGAGCAGGGCUAGCAUUGGUAGCAAAGCACCUUCUCAAUCGCCUAGUCCCGUGAAAUCUCGCCGGACUAGUGGAUUCAGUGCGCGCAGCGCGGACCGCUGCCGAAGCAGAUCGAGCACCAAGCUUCCAUCCCGCUCGCCCAGCCCCGUGAAAUCACCCCGCAAGAGUAUUGGUACCAACGGCGCCCUAACCGGCGCCAUCGUCUACGUCGACGUACACACAACCGAAGGCGAAGAUGCAAGCGGCAUCUUCAUCGAACUCCUGCAACAAAUGGGUGCCCGCUGCGUCAAAAACUGGGCCUGGAACCCACGUGCAAGCCUCCUCCCCGAAUCUGCCGCAGACCAACACAAAGACGGAAGAGUAGGCAUUACGCACGUUAUCUACAAGGACGGCGGCGUCCGCACACUCGAAAAAGUCCGCCAUGCCGCUGGUCUCGUGAAAUGCGUCGGCGUCGGCUGGGUCCUUGACUGCGAGCGCGAAAACAAAUGGCUCGAUGAGACCGAGUAUGCUGUCGACAGCACCAUGAUCCCUCGUGGCGGCGCGAAGCGCCGGAAGUCUAUGGAACCAAGGGCAUUGAGUAACGUCAACGGAACUCUCGUCUCCUCUGCCGCUGCAGCCCGACGCAAGUCAGGUAUCACACCCUCAUCUAGCGAAGAACCACGCACACCAACCGCAACCCGGACAAAGAAAUUCGAUACCCCCUCCGCUAGGGAUAGAAUCUAUCAAACGCCUAAGACACCGGGUACGGGGUACGGCUUCCGGUUUAAUAUGGAUGAUUAUUUGGGCAUGUCGCCUGCGACGCCAUUUUAUCUGUCGCGUGCGAAGUUGGUGCAGCAAACCUGUCCGCCGAAGCAGACGAGGCAGGGGCUUUUCGAUCCCUCGGAUGAUGUCGGGUUGGGUAUGGACGAUGGGGAUGUUGGGAUGGGUGGUGAUUCGGAGAGCUCGAGGAAAUUGAAGAUGAGGUUGGAGGCUGCUAGAAGGAAGAGUAUGGCUGUUAAGCCGUAGGGUUGAGAUGGGUUGAUUUUGGAUUGAGCUUCGGUUGACUAGCAUUGGUUUGAUCGUUCUUGAACUGUACAUACAUACCCUUUUGCAACUUUGUGGAUAUUGAAACGUUCUCUGGAGUUUUGGGAUUUGGGAUUUGAAAUUGAUUUUGGAAUUGAUUGACUACAAUGGUC
This is a messenger RNA of Aspergillus ruber CBS 135680, 5870 nucleotides long. RefSeq lists its product as uncharacterized. The coding region runs from base 268 to 5700 and encodes 1810 amino acids. The transcript has a single exon. Gene Ontology annotation, molecular function: DNA binding. NCBI's taxonomy places the organism in Eukaryota, Fungi, Ascomycota, Eurotiomycetes, Eurotiales, Aspergillaceae. The record is from RefSeq and is a predicted model, not a curated record. Gene Ontology annotation, biological process: mitotic cell cycle.